Saccostrea cuccullata (small rock oyster) is the source of this 4267-nucleotide messenger RNA. RefSeq lists its product as uncharacterized. The record is from RefSeq and is a predicted model, not a curated record. NCBI's taxonomy places the organism in Eukaryota, Metazoa, Mollusca, Bivalvia, Ostreida, Ostreidae. Gene Ontology annotation, molecular function: calcium ion binding. The annotation marks the transcript as partial. The transcript has 23 exons.
UUCUUCCAGAUUGAUCAACCUUGCAUUCCAUGUAUAGGAGAAUGUUCUAGAUUUGGAUGUGAAAUUGGCUGCAACACUGCCCAGAGUGUUCAGAAAACAUUUACUCUCUCCAAUAUCACCCUGCCAUCAAAGACAUUAACUGUGAAUGAAACAGGCCAUGAGAGUCAACAAAUUAUUUCUUACUAUCUUACAGUGAGGAGUAUAACAGGAUCAGGGCACAUUGCUGUAGCCUCCUCUAAUGGUUUCUAUGUGGAUGACACUCCUCCUGUGUUUGAUCCAGAUGUCAUGACAAAUGGAUUCUUCUAUUACGAUGUAGGACAAGGAGAGAAUACACCUGUCAAGUUCCAACAAUCCAAUGACACAAUCAAAUGUAUCUGGAAAUGUGAAGAUAAAGAAAGUGGAAUUGUGGAAAACUUCUGGGCCAUUGGAACCACACCAGGUGAAACAGACAUUCAGAACUUUACAUCCACAGGACAAAAUAUAACAGGAGUCAAUAGUAAAUUGGGUGGAGUCUUGAAAGAUAACCAGACAUACUAUGCAAGCUUUACUUGUACCAAUGGAGCAGGACUGAAUGCAACCUUCAUAGAUACUGGAGGUGUCAUAGUGAAGCUGAUCCCACCAGAAGUUGAUAUGAUAAACACCACUAUACCUGGAACCUCUCACUUCACCGAGGAAGUCAACCCUAAAGAUUCCCUCCAGCAACAGGACCCCACCUCUAUUGGAUUCACUUUUACUAAGUCUGAAGAUCCUUCUGUCAACAGAUAUGAUCUAUGUGUUGGAUCUGAGGUAGAAACUGAUGAUAUCUUUCCAUGUACCUGGGUGGGCUACAACAUGUCUGGGUCUGCAGAAAUCAAGAAUGGAUCUCUGUGGAUUGAUGGAAAUGAAGUCAGAAAACUGUCUGAAUUAAAAAGAUACCAAGAUUUCACCAACAUAACCAACUCCUCCUCCAAUAGUUUUACAAUGCCAGUGGGUCAGCAAAUGUUUGUGACAUUGAGACUCUGUAAUGAGGCAAUGCUGUGUAAUAACAAGAGUCUGGGUGUAGUGGUCAUUACCAACAGUAAUUCUGUGGUAGCUACAUCUACCAAUGGUAGUGCCAUAGAGGAGAAACUGUCAAUCACCCGCAGGAAACGAGCUUUAGCAGAAGUGGAUAUAAGAACACCAAGUGGACUACCAGAUGGACAGGCAAUAAUUGUAACUAAACUUAGUGCUCCUGAUCUCACAAAAGAUUACCGCUCUGAUGCCUCUAUAGAUUUUGUGUCAUACAUACAGAAUCCAGCCACAUCUAUGGAUAUGGUGGACAGACUGCUUUACAAAAGGUUCUAUGGACAGAGCUUUGCUUUCUCUGUGGCUCCUCUGGGUAAUGUUCCUAUGCCAGGUCCCAUGGUCAUCACAUACCCCGACAGUGUGGGUCACGUAACCACAGGAAACAGAACAAUGCUACUGCACUGGAACCCAGUUAUGCAAUAUUGGGAGAUUUCCAGCAGGACUUGUAAACACCUUCCUCCUGAAGAACAAGAAGUUUAUGAUGCUAUCAAACAAACCAUGGCUGUCAAGGUGUGUAAUACCUGGGCGAAAAAUGACAAUGAUAAAUCCAAGGAGUCGAGGAAGAGAAGAUCUACAACAGAGACAAUUAAUUACUUUGGCAAGGAGACCAUGUUCAUUCUAUCUAUAACCAAGGCAUCUAUUCAGAACUCAGCACCUAAAUUAGACAGUCAAACUGAGGUUCUCAUAAAGGAAGACUCAGGGACUCUGCAUUACAAGCUCUCAGCUGCAGAUGAAGAAGGAGAUCACAUCAUCUUUUCCCUUUUAAAUCAAACUUUGACUGGUGAUGUCUUUCUGUCAGAUAAUGGAUAUCUGGUUUAUACUCCAUGUGUGGACUGCUCUGGUGAUGAAAGAAUAGACAUACUGCUUAUUGAAAAUCAGACCAACCCAGACAUUCCAGUAGCCAGCACAAAAGUGGCCAUAAACAUCCACAUCCAGCCAGUCAAUGAUUUUCCAACUGUGUUUUUGACUCUGAAUGGUUCAUCACUGCUGAGCAAAGAUCCAACAGAAGAUGUUAUAGUGUUACUAGAAGCAAUCAAUGACUUUACUACCAAUGAAACAGGACUCUGGAAGGCCAGAGUUGGAGCAUAUGAUGUUGAGAAAAGUGAUACAUUGAAAUUGAUAAUAUUUAAUCCCUUCAAUUUGAGCAUUUCUGUGACUGGGGAAAAUAAACAAGUGCCUCAUUUCAGUGCAGACUGUAAUAGAACAGAUAUAUUUACACCAACCAUGAUGCCAUGUGCAGACUUCUCCAGGAAACUCCCACACGCAGCUUCUGAUUUGACAUGGUUGACAUACAUCGUCCAGUUUACACAGCCCAGGAAUCAGUUUGGCAAUUACACUUUUAGUUUCUAUUUUGAGGACAGCUCUAAUGGAACCUCUCCUCCUGUGAACAUUAAAUUUGGUAUAAUGGAGAUGCCUUGUCACAACAGUGGAACUUGUCAAGCCGCAGGAAUCUACCCCUGUAAAGAUACCCACAGGACUCACAGCUUUGAUGCCUACUACAGAUGUCAGUGUACCGGAGGAUACCAGGGUACAUACUGUACGGAGGACAUCAAUGAGUGCCUCAGUGACCCCUGUGAACCUCCCUUUGUCUGUUACAACAACCAGAACAGCUACCACUGUGCCUGUCCCUCAGACAAUCCUAACUGUGAAAUAGUUACAUGGAUGAUAGUGGUCAGUGUGUUCAUUGUGAUCUUUAUCCUAGUAUUGAUUGGUGUAGCUGUUUACAGAUACAGGACACAGAGAAUGAAGAAGUAUGUUUUAAAUUUCAUUGACAGUCAAUUUAUGAUUGCAAGAAAAAUGACAUUUCCAUGGUACAUUUGUAUUUUAUUGUUCAUUACAUGUAUUUUAUUUUGUAGAAGAAGUUCUUCUGAAACAUCUGUUCCAAGUAUACUAGAUCAAAAUCAAGAUGAAUUUACAGAAUCAGAAGAGGAAUUAGAACAUCCACUUCAAGCAGGAGAGAAUAUUAAUCACUUCAAUGUACAACCUCCUUUCCCUGACCAACAGAAAAAUGUUUUCCGAGCAGUUUCUCUUAGUGAGGACAUCUGUCAACCUAAACCUGGACAUGAAUAUAGUAAUCAGGAUUUGUCCAAGUGUGAAUUUGUGAAUCAGGCAUUUGAUGAAGAGGAUGACUCCUUUUCUGAAGAAGAAGAAGAUGACAGUCAAGAUAUUCCCCGAGAUGAAUAUGAUAAUCAGGCAUAUUCUGAAGAUGAGGAUGGGAGUCAGGGUUUUCCUGAAGAUGAGGAUUCUGCGGAACAGGUGGAGAAUGGAAGAUAUGAUGAAGGGGAUGAGGACACUGAUAUUUCUGUAAUGGAAGAUGAUUUAUCUUUUGUGCAUCCCCCACCAGUCCCAGAAGAGGGUGUGUUUUGGGCAUUUGCUCAGAAUAAAGGCGCAUGUCAACUUUUUGCCAACAAAGAAUCUGAAGAUCAUGCUGAUGCUCCCUCUGAUGAUGAAACAAUAUUUGAUAAUGAUGAUGAUGACAUAGAAACUUCAUUUAUUGAAGAUGACGAGUCUUUUGUACAUCCCCCACCAAAUGUCAACUACCCAACACAUGCUGUGGAAAUAGAUGAUAAGUCUUUUGUACACCCUCCCCCAAAUUUCAACUAUCAUUCUGAAAUUGAAAUGCAGAAUAUGAAGAAAUUUUAUCAGCGUCAUACAAAAACAACUUUCAAGCCGCUCGUUCCAGCUGUAUAUGACCAAAACCAAUCCUCACAAAAUAGAGGAUUGACACCAAGAUUAAGGGGGAGACAAACUGGACGAUCUCCAUCCAGGGUUUUGUCAGCUGGUCCUUCUGGUAGGAAGCACAUCGGUGAAAAUCUACCCAUCUCACCAAAAGGUAAGGAAAAGAGGAAGACAACAAUGGAUGGUAGAUUACAUUCCCCCAUAGCAGCGGAGGCAGAGAGUAAGACAGAAAACAAGACACAGGGACCUGUUGAUCCAGACCAGGUCAAUUCUGAACCUGCACAAUUAUGUGUCUUUGUAGAGGACACCAGUGAUGAACAGUCUGUGUGAAAAGAACUUAAGUAACCUUGACAGACCUGAACUCUUAUCUUUGAUUUGAGUAAUUCUCUUCUUUGUAAUAGUCAAUUAUUAGUUUUGCUUUCUUAAUAUUUUGCAUCUCUAAUUCAUCAUAUUGUACAAUGUUAUUAUAGUUGUUUGAAAAUGUAUAGCUUUUGAAAGAUAUUACCCACUUUUAUUUUCUUUUCAACACUGACUAUGCAUCUUU